AUGUCGAAAACUGCCCUUUUGAUUCUUGCUGAUGGCGCCGAAGAAAUGGAAGCUGUGAUUACGGCCGAUGUACUGAGAAGAGGUGGUAUUGAGGUGACUUUGGCUGGUUUAAAUGGACCUGGCAAAGUGACAUGCGCAAGAAAAACGGUGAUCAUUCCCGAUCGUGAUCUGAAAGAUGUACAGUCGACUACCUUUGAUGUGGUUAUUCUCCCUGGAGGACAACCCGGAAGCAAUACGCUAGCCGCCAGCCCAGUAGUUGGACAAAUACUGAAAGCUCACCAUAAAGCCGGCAAAUACGUGGCAGCCAUUUGUGCAGCUCCGAUUUCGUUGAAGUCGCAUGGAAUUCCAGCCGCAUUGGUGACGAGCCAUCCAUCUGUUCGUUCCCAGUUGGAAGAAGGAGGAUUCAAAUACAGCGAGGACCGUGUAGUGGUAUCUGACCUUGUGGUGACAAGCCGCGGUCCCGGUACAGCCUUCGAAUUUGGGUUGAAGCUCGUCGAAUUGUUGGUCGGUGCUGAAAAGUCCAAGAGUUUGAUCAGCCCGAUGCUACUGAAAGUUUAA
Haemonchus placei is the source of this 558-nucleotide messenger RNA. Lineage: Eukaryota; Metazoa; Nematoda; Chromadorea; Rhabditida; Trichostrongylidae. The record is from the annotation of a GenBank genome assembly.